CACGAAGAUUUUAUAUAUCGUAUAGGUAUAGAUGAAAUGAAAAUAGCGAAGGCGGGAGGUACGAGAACCAGCGAGUUUAGCCGACGCGAAAUACCCGACAAUUGACGAGGCGUCGAGGGGCCGGAUAAGGGAGACACUGGCUGUUCUCAUGGGUGUACAGCUUCCCCUUUCUCAUUUUUCUCUUUAAAUCGAUAUAUAUUCUAGCGAAUAGAUAUUUACUACAAGCAUUGAAUUGUGGAGUAAAAGUUGUACAGUAUCUUAUAUGGAUGGAUGGACCAGGUACCAUAACAUGGGAAGAAUUUUUCGAGAAUGCGAAAAGUUUUGCCCGAGUUUCAGAUGAAAUUUUCGACAGUUGGGAACUACGUGGUGACAAGGAUGUACCUGCUCAGGCUUAUUUGGUUCGCCGGGUAAAAACCUUUGUAUCAAGGGACUAUUUAAAUUGUAAGGAUAAUGUGGAUUUUAAAAAAAAUUUAAUUAAAACUAAUGGGGAUGACGAUAAUGAUGAUGGAGAUAUUUACGAUGAUCCUUUUGAAGCUAAAAACAAUUUAGAUGUACCAUUUAUUACGGAACAUCAUGUACUUUGGUCCAUGAGUUACAGCGUACCGAUAUUAUUCUUCAAUGGUUGGAUGUCUGAUUUCCCAGGAGUAAAUCCUGUAAGUGUUGAGCUCGCACAAAAGCUUGUACGUGACAAUGAUACAAGUCUAGGAUAUAACGAGUUAUCGCAAGCGAUUCAUCCGAUUCUUGGUACGACAUUCCUCCAGCUCCAUCCCUGUAUGUCCAAGGAAUUAAUUCAAAGUACAUCAAAAAGUAAAAAUAAAUUGGUAAGCUGGCUCAGCGCUGUUUCACCUGCAGCAUUAAAUCUAAAAAUUAAAAAUGAAUAUUUCAAGCUGACAAAUCCUGACGACUGACUUUUAAUUACUAAAAUAAAUAAUUUCAUUUAAUAUUUAUUAUAAAUAAUUUAUUUCGGUGAUGGAAAAAUAAAUUUCUGUUACUGAUAAAUAAUCUUUUAGUCAUUUGAUUUUUUAAAACUGAUGGAAUAUAUUAAAUAAUUUAUUACAUAUGAAAAUAUAUGUCAUUGAAGAUCAGAUAUACAUUGAAAUAAAUCACUCAUAACAUUUUUAUUUUUUAUAUGUUGACAUAAAUAUAAAAUAAUCGAGAGUUGUACCAGGACAACCGCCAUCGAUGCGUUUGCAAAUGAUGAGAUUAUUGAUCCCAUGAGUGAAUGCGCGUGUCUGUUUUCUCAGUAGAUAUAUAUAUUAAUGUAGUUUAUUAUGAAUCCUGCAUUUACAUUUUUGAAUUACACUAGAUUUGUCAGUACCAAACUUUGCAAUAAGAAAUUUUAAUUCAUUCCCAAAAUAAUAAAACUAAAUUUCAUUUUUUUUUUCCCGAGAACUUGACUACGAAUUUUUAUUCUCUAAUUGAAUUAAAAAAUAGUUGCAUUGUAUCGCAGUAGAUUUUUAUUCCAUUGAAUAAAAAGUUUCAAAUAAAAUUACGUCCAUUCUGAA
Microplitis mediator is the source of this 1505-nucleotide messenger RNA. RefSeq names its product ubiquitin-like-conjugating enzyme ATG10 (gene Atg10). Gene Ontology annotation, biological process: macroautophagy; protein modification by small protein conjugation; protein lipidation. Lineage: Eukaryota; Metazoa; Arthropoda; Insecta; Hymenoptera; Braconidae. The transcript is spliced from 5 exons. Gene Ontology annotation, cellular component: intracellular anatomical structure. Gene Ontology annotation, molecular function: Atg12 transferase activity. The coding region runs from base 267 to 908 and encodes 213 amino acids. The record is from RefSeq and is a predicted model, not a curated record.